Aspergillus affinis is the source of this 1797-nucleotide messenger RNA. RefSeq names its product protein kinase domain-containing protein. NCBI's taxonomy places the organism in Eukaryota, Fungi, Ascomycota, Eurotiomycetes, Eurotiales, Aspergillaceae. The record is from RefSeq and is a predicted model, not a curated record. Gene Ontology annotation, molecular function: protein serine/threonine kinase activity; ATP binding. The coding region runs from base 1 to 1797 and encodes 598 amino acids. The transcript has 2 exons. Gene Ontology annotation, biological process: peptidyl-serine phosphorylation; peptidyl-threonine phosphorylation.
AUGAAGCUCCUAUCACUGGUCCUCUUUCCCCUGCAGUGCUUGUUUGUAUGCUUCCGUCAUCGAAAACCGCAGCAGCGAAUCCAAGGUCCCGUCGCCGAACCCGAGGACAUCCCUGAGGAUGAACGCCCCUUUAUUGCUGCCCCAGUGGUGAUAAGAGACAGCAAAGGACUGUGUCCUCCGAGUAUGUGCCGAGAAGCGUCGACCGCCAGCUCCAGAUCCGUGCAAACCGAGCCUGACUAUAAACAACUAAACCCCGCAUUGACGCAUCUGCGAAAUAGUCUGCGAGAAGCAGUCCUAGAGUGUCCCGUUGAUGGAUACAAACUAUUCAUACCAACGUUAACUCUCAAGCGACUUAUAGACGAGGACACGGUGCGCUCGAUCCUCAAAGAAGGCAGUCUUUUAGCCCUCGAUCGGAUAGAGGAAACAACCCGACAUAUCCUCCAACAUUCUCGAAAACUAUUCGCUAUCUUAGUCGAUCGCGAUAAGACUUGUUGUAUAAGUGACUUCUUGGAAGAGGGAAUAGAUGACGAAGACUUGCCUUUUAUUAGACGGUCUAGCGUUGGAGAACAGACCUUGACGUUGGAGACCAGUCAACGCCGGCGCAUAAAGACUUUCGAAAGUUGGGACCGCGAAUCUCUCAAGACGUUUGAAAACGAGCAGUACCGCAUGCUGGCGCCACUACUGGAGGUCAAAACACACCACGAAUUUACCGAGCUUCAGACCCUCCCUUAUAUUGCAUUGAGCACGGCGGAUCCUCAGGAAGACACCAGUGCGGAGGGCGGAUAUGGCGAAGUCUUUCAGGCAUGUAUCCAUCCCGACCACCACAAUUUCUGGGAGUACCCCACAUACAAGGGCCAAGGACUACUGGUCGCAGUCAAAAGGCUUUACUCCUCCCAAGAGUCUUCCUUCACGGCCGAGAGACAGUUCCACGAAGCAUUGGGAACCAACCAUCCCCAUGUGCAUGUCAUUGACCUGCUCUUCACCUAUAAAAAAGGAGGCAAAUAUCACCUGGUGUUCCCAUGGGCAGACGGGAGCCUUCGAAAAUACUGGCAAGGGAGACCGACGCCCCCUUUCGACGUGCGAACACUGUUGUGGUCUUUGAAGCAGAUGGCAGGGGUCGCCAGUGGCCUCUCUUUAAUCCAUCAGUUCAACGAUGGCACACUCUUCGGGCGCCAUGGUGAUAUAAAGGCCGACAAUAUCCUUUGGUUUGCGCGUCUGCAAGAUUAUGAUGACGAGGAUGGCAUCUUGCAAAUCGCCGACAUGGGAUUGGCCAGUGUCCAUCGUCUGGGAUCUCGAUCCAACGUGAACCCUGCAUCUAUUACCGUUCCCUCCACAUAUUCUCCGCCCGAUGCAUUUCGAGGGAGACGGAUAUCUCGAGCAUGGGAUAUGUGGAGUCUGGGAUGCAUGUACCUCGAGUUCGUCACCUGGAUCGUGCUCGGCUAUGAAGCCAUCGAAGACUUUGCCAACUGGAGAGGCAACGACGAUGACAACCUGGAGUUCAGCUCCGACUGCUUCUACAUGACUGACCAUCAAGGAAUCCGAACGUCGGUUUUCGAAUGGGUUGAUCACCUGAGAAGCCAGGAGAGAUGCUCCGCAGUCAUUCACGAUCUGUUGGACUUGAUCAUGGGCGACAUGAUCGUCCUGGAACCUCAGCUGCGCAGUUCGUCGCAGAGCGUCUGGCAAAAGCUGAACGAAAUUUUCAGGACUGCUGAGAAAAAUCGGGAGUAUCUGCUGAAGUCUAUGCCCGUGCCAGCGGAUCGGCCGUUGCUGGACGAGUAUUUCUCAGAUUCAACCUGA